Messenger RNA from Ostertagia ostertagi, 339 nucleotides. NCBI's taxonomy places the organism in Eukaryota, Metazoa, Nematoda, Chromadorea, Rhabditida, Trichostrongylidae. The record is from the annotation of a GenBank genome assembly.
AUGCAGAAAAUGGUCUAUGACUGCUCUGCUGAAACGUCAGCGCUGCGCCAUGCGAAAACAUGCUCUGGUGAGCUCUCAGAGCGAUCUUCUCGACCUGGAUUGAAAGAGAAUAUCAUCAAACUUCACAAGAAUUACUUAAAUAACACGGACGUUGGGCGGCAUAUGGCAUGGCAUGACAAUGUGAGGCUCGGAUGUGGUCAUCAUCGAUGCGAUGGGUUCAUAUUUGCCGUCUGUCACUAUGGACCUGGUGGCAACAGGAUCGGCGAAAACAUCUACGGUCGGGGCAACACAUGUGCCAAGUGUCCCGGAAAUUCCACAUGCAACGACAGCACAGGAUGA